Merops nubicus (carmine bee-eater) is the source of this 1067-nucleotide messenger RNA. RefSeq names its product protein phosphatase 1, catalytic subunit, gamma isozyme (gene PPP1CC). The transcript is spliced from 7 exons. Gene Ontology annotation, molecular function: protein serine/threonine phosphatase activity. Lineage: Eukaryota; Metazoa; Chordata; Aves; Coraciiformes; Meropidae. Gene Ontology annotation, cellular component: nucleus; cytoplasm. Bases 1 to 951 code for a protein of 316 amino acids. The record is from RefSeq and is a predicted model, not a curated record.
AUGUCUCUCAGCUGUAUUACACCCUUCUUACAAGUGCGGGGAUCAAAACCAGGCAAAAAUGUUCAACUUCAAGAGAAUGAAAUUAGAGGAUUGUGCUUGAAAUCCAGAGAAAUCUUUCUGAGUCAGCCUAUUCUGCUAGAACUUGAAGCUCCACUGAAAAUCUGUGGUGACAUCCAUGGACAGUACUAUGACUUGCUUCGACUCUUCGAAUAUGGAGGGUUUCCACCAGAAAGCAACUACCUGUUCCUUGGUGACUAUGUUGACAGAGGAAAACAGUCUUUAGAAACAAUUUGUCUUCUAUUGGCCUACAAAAUUAAAUACCCUGAGAAUUUUUUCCUCCUCAGAGGGAACCAUGAAUGUGCCAGCAUCAACAGAAUUUAUGGGUUUUAUGAUGAAUGUAAGAGAAGAUAUAACAUCAAGCUGUGGAAAACCUUCACAGACUGUUUUAACUGCUUACCAAUUGCAGCCAUUGUGGAUGAGAAGAUAUUCUGCUGUCAUGGGGGCUUGUCACCAGACCUGCAGUCGAUGGAGCAGAUCAGGCGAAUCAUGCGCCCCACGGAUGUACCAGAUCAAGGUCUGCUCUGUGACCUCCUGUGGUCUGACCCUGACAAGGAUGUCCUGGGCUGGGGUGAAAACGACAGAGGAGUGUCCUUCACGUUUGGUGCUGAAGUGGUUGCUAAGUUUCUCCAUAAACAUGAUUUGGAUCUCAUAUGUAGAGCUCAUCAGGUUGUUGAAGAUGGAUACGAGUUUUUUGCAAAAAGGCAGUUGGUAACUCUCUUCUCUGCCCCAAAUUACUGUGGAGAAUUUGAUAACGCGGGUGCCAUGAUGAGUGUGGAUGAGACUCUAAUGUGCUCUUUUCAGAUUUUGAAACCUGCAGAGAAGAAGAAGCCCAAUUCCAGCAGACCUGUAACACCUCCCAGGGGUAUGAUCACAAAACAAGCCAAGAAAUAGUCACCCUGGCGCCGCCUUGAUGGGACUUGUAUUAUAGUCUGUAACCUCCAUUUUUAAACCUGUCGUGUACUGUUCAGCUUGCUCAAAAUAGAUAAACGUGUUUGUGGUUUUCCUUU